Molecule: messenger RNA, 6788 nt
Organism: Austrofundulus limnaeus
Lineage: Eukaryota; Metazoa; Chordata; Actinopteri; Cyprinodontiformes; Rivulidae
Gene: hivep3a
Product: HIVEP zinc finger 3a
Exons: 8
Coding region: 858-5915 (1685 amino acids)
Biological process (GO): regulation of transcription by RNA polymerase II
Cellular component (GO): nucleus
Molecular function (GO): RNA polymerase II cis-regulatory region sequence-specific DNA binding; DNA-binding transcription factor activity, RNA polymerase II-specific
Source: RefSeq, a predicted model, not a curated record
AUCGGUGGCAUAACGGAGCAGAGAGUGAUGUCACAGUUGGACCAUUCUCCGGAGGAUCUAUUAAAAAACCAGAACCUCUGUCCUUACAUUCUUAGUUUUUCCAGUGGACACCAGCUGAAUGGUGGAAACUGUUUUUAGGAAAUAUGAAAUAACCCCACACCCUUUAGCACCGUGCCAGCUGCCAAAAGAAACAAGCUUACGUCAACUUCCAAAUGAGGAGGUGCUGCUUCACUUUGACCUGAAAGAGACACGCUGAGAAGGAGGGAGGGAGUGUGUGUGUGUGUGUGUGGGUGGGGGGGCUGAUAGUGUCCCGUCCUCUUCAUUCAUACUCAUAAUGUAGUCAGCUACCUGUUUGUGAGAGCAGUGCACGUCCAUUCAUCCCUCUCUCCUUCACUGCUGAAGAGGACAGCUGCACCUGACAGCAGUGUUGCUCCUGUUUCAGAAGUGCUACUCUUUGCCAGAUUAAGCAGGAAGUUGCAAGAUCAAAUGUAAACAUCGGAUGAAACAAGCAUGGCAGAUCCCUAUGAUGAGAAGACAGAAGAAUCACGCAAACAGUUCAGCCACAUUAACAUCAGAAUGAGUGACAGCAGUACUUGAUGAUUGAAAGGAAGUCCUCCACACAACAUGAGUCGAUAAGAUUGAAUUAAUCAAUGCUAAUGCUCUGUAUUUGAUGGCAUAAUYCAGUCUUUUGCCCAGCAAUUGAGUUUGCCAGUCAAGCAAGUACCAUGUCUGCAAGGAAAAUAAAGUGAAUAACUUGAAUUACCAUAUAUAAACCCAGUUAAUGAUUGGGCUUUAAAUCUAUUGCCUGGUUCAGGCAGACGUGGCCCAAGUGUCUACCUGGGCUUCCCUUCUGUUUUAUGGAGGGCUUGCAUAGUCAGUUAAUGACUGGGGAGCAGUCCGGAGGUCCAGAACAUCGUCAGCCAGAAUCUCCUCAGUGCAAGUCUUCUUCUCAGCUCAGUCGGCAACAACCAACCAGUUCCUYAAAACCUCAUGGAGCACCACAGCAGCUCAAACAACCCAGAAGACAGAACCCUGAACGUAAACGCCUGCGUCACCAGAGGCAGUGUGUUGGCUUGGAUACAGUGCUGGAGCCCAAACAUGAAGCAUCAACAGCAGCAAAACAAACUUCAGUUUUCACUUUGUCAUCAGGAGUCUUACCUACUUCAGCAGAUCCCACUACAGAAACCACAUCCAAAACCCAGGAGGACAACCUCAAACAGAAACGUGAGCGUAAGCCCCAGAGGCCAGGAAAAUAUGUUUGCACAUAUUGUGGGCGUGCAUGUGCAAAGCCUAGUGUCCUACAGAAACAUAUUCGCUCCCACACAGGUGAAAGACCCUAUCCCUGUGCCCCAUGUGGUUUCUCUUUUAAGACAAAGAGUAACCUGUACAAACACCGUAAAUCACAUACCCACAGGGUGAAGGCGGGUCUGGCACUUGGGGAGACAAAAUCUUAUGAGGAUCAAGUCACAGAGUCAGAGGAUGAAACUAGGCAACUGUCAACUCUUUCCUCCCUCACAGAGAAACAAAGCAGUACAAGCCCAGCAAAGAGUCAUGAAAUGGCCAAAGCUUGCACAGGAGGAGGUAAUGACUCCUAUGCAGUUAAAAAGAGACUUGCCCUCCGUCUCAGUAGAGGGAAACAUGCUACUCAAGACUCAUCUGAUGAAAAGUCAUCACUUCUAACUUUAGGCAGUAAAGGCAGUACAGAAUCUGGCUACUUUUCACGUUCUGAAAGUACUGAGCAGGUACAAGACAGCCCCCCAAACUCAAGUGCCAAAAGCUAUGCUGAAAUCAUCCUUGGUAAAUAUGGACGACUUGGGCAACUACAGAGGAUGUCUCAUCCUCAGGACCUGCAUGUCUCUGGUCAGGAGGAGAAAAACAUCUCAUUCACUGUACCCAAAAAGCAGGUCAUUGACCAUAUCACUAAACUUAUCACCAUCAACGAGGCGGUGGUGGACACCAGCAAAAUCGACAGUGUAAAACCAAGGAGAUUCUCACUGUCCAGAAAGAACAGUUUAGAGGCUCAGAAGAGUCCAGGUGUGAAUGAACAGCUUAUUCAUAGCCCUAAAUGUAUAGAGCUUAGCUGUAAAAGUACUGGUUCCAUUAGCAUGGGAGUUCCAUGUGAAAAAUUUCAUCAACCAUCCCUUAAAGCAGAGCAAAUAGCUAACCAAAUUUCCUCAGCUUCCCUAGUUAGAAGUCAUUCAAUGCCAUCUACAUCUAGUUCCUGUGACACCUCCAGUGUUGGUUCAGGCAAAUUCCGCUCAAGUCAGUCCUUUGAUGAACAGCAACAUUCUGGCACUCCAGCUACCCGUCGUUUUGGAACACUAAGAAGGCAGCCAGCAAUUGAAAUUCCACCCGGUACUGAUCUUACAAAAGAGGACUUUGACUCCUCUCAUUCACUUUACCCCCAAAACAUGAGCACAGUAUCUGAACACAAGCAAUACCUACCACAGCCAUAUGAAUGUGAAGCCUGUGGCACUGGCUGCAAGGACUGGGAAGGUUAUAAGAAACACAAGAAAAACCURUGCUUUGCUCAUCAUCCUCAAAUUGAGGUGGUAAUGAAUCAAAUGGAGCCUUCACAGUUAAGUAUUCUUUCAGUCAGAGCAGGAGCUUCAACAGUUCGCAAGAGAAGGAAAGAGGAGAGUUUUGAGUUUGAUGAACCCACAUCUUUGUUGCCCUCCUCCACCAUCUUGACAGGACAAUGCAAAAAUGAACGUAGUGGAGCUUACGAGGGCCCCAGAAGGUCUGCCACGCAAACCUGUUCAGUGAUUCAACACACAAGUUCUUUUGAGAAACAAGAAUCAUUCUGCUGUGAUAAUCGAAGCCUGGAGAAAACAAAGAACUCACCACCACAAGAAUAUCAGCUGGUCUCUAAAAAACAACCCCAACAUCAAUCAACUAAACAUACAACCCGAAAGCUGGUUCGCCAAAAUAAUGUGCAGGUUCCAGAAAUACUUGUAACAGAAGAUAUUCCAGAGACCUCACUGGAGUCAACCAACAUGGCAAGAAAUUUAGAAAAGCUUGAUGAAUUUCAUUGGCCACAGCGUAGCCCCUCUCUAGCGCAGCUUCCUAUUGAAAAGCUUCCACCGAAGAAGAAGCGUUUACGUCUAGCCGAGGCUGCCCAGUCCUCGGGUGAAUCCAGUUUUGACUCCAUAUCUCUGCCUCGUAGCCCUAGUCAAGACAGUAGUGCAUCAUUUGCUUCCAGUCGUUCUACAUCUUAUGAAGAACCAAACAGAGCAGACAUGGAAAUAACAUCAUCAACACCACUGAGGAGGUCAAGAGCCCCUCACAUGUUAACUGUGCCUGGGGUGCAUCAGCACAGAGAGAUGAGGCGCUCAGCAUCUGAGCAAGCUCCUCAUGACCCACAACCAAGUGUCCUAAUGGCCGAGACCCGAAGUAAGUCUUUUGAUCAUAGUUGCCUCUCCCCUGAGCGCUCUGCAGUUGGCUGGAAAGAAAGAAGAAAAUGCCUCCUUAUGAGACAUGCAGCAAUCAGGGAUCGAGAUGAGGAUGACGAUCAGUGUACCAUCCUGAGCCGUAGUCCUGGACAUGUCAGUCCCAGCAGAUCGUCUCAAACAAGCCCCAGUUCUGUGUAUUGCAGCAAUUCGUCUUCUCCCCCUUUGUCAAGUGCCAGAGCCCUGAGUAAUCCUGAGGGGCCACACUGCAAAGACCAUUUCCCUCAAUGGAAAUUAAGUCAAAACAUUCAGUUGAUGGCAAGCACAGAACUCCCAAAACCCUCUGACCUUUCUGUAGGUGUCAUAAAGGAGGCCUCGUACAUCCACCCGGAAAAGCUUCCUCCCCAAGCCCCACAGCCCAGUUCUACAUGCGGAGCGUCAGGAGCAGCCAGAGCCCACUAUCUCCCCGUGUCUACAGGGCUGAAGCUAGAGAUUCCCAUACAACAUGACAAUUAUUCCGAGGUUCGACACAGUCACUCCCUCACACAGCAACAUGUCCCUCACAUUACGUCUAGUCUGGAGCUCCUSAGGCCCCUCACAUCUUUAGCGAUAGCAGUCCGUCUUCAAACAGAAACCCUGAUUCCAGGAUGUGCAAUAUAUACGACUCUCUCUCAGUCCACCACACCAAGGCCUCAGGAGGCUUUUGAUGCUGUUUCACCCUUCGUAGGUACUUCAGCGGCUGAAUCCAGGAACCACAAUAACAGGAGUUUAGAUCUACACCUGUGGUCUGAUAAUGGCCUGAAGUUGUCAGGCUCUGGGGGCAACAAACGCAUGCUUUCUCCUUCAAACAGUAUUGAGCUCCAUCCUGAGUCCCAACAGCAGCAGAAAAGAGUUAAAGAAGAAGAGGAGGAUGAUGUGGUUGUGGAAUGUACCGACCCAGCAGCAGUUGACAGAUGCAAUCAAAAGCUCGAACAGGAAAGUCAGUCAUGUUUACCAGAUGUUUGUUGUCCUGUCUCAAGCAUUAAAGCCUCCUUUCCAAGUCUGCUCUCCAGCACUUGUAAUAGCUGGUGUUAUUUGAACUACAUUAAGCCAAACCCUUCAGCUUUGGAUGAACAUAAGCCCUCAGUGUAUUCAUCAUGGUCUACCAGCAGCUAUGACCCCAACCCACCAGGGCUCUCCAGUAAGACAGCUCUCUCUCUGCUGCACUGUAAGCAAAGGCUCAGUCCCUCCAUUUACACUACGUCACCAAUGUCAAUCAAUAUGGCUGAAUCCAGGGAGCCAGAGGAUGACAAAAGACCUUGCCAUACUCAGGUGUCCAACAGCCCGUCCUGCAGCAGAGACUGUGAGGAGAUGGAAAGGGAACCACUCGCAACUGACGACAACCUGUCAGGCAAAAGUCAGGAGGAAAAAGAGAAAGAAAAAACAAAGGAACAGAUCCAUCAGUUUUCCAAACAUAAAGAGCCUCCUGAAGUUCUGAUCUGUGAGACCAGAUCUAAGUCACAGUUCAGAAACGUCUGUGGUGGAGGUGAAGGGAAGUGUGAAUGUAAGGACGUCCUCUCCACAGACUCCUCUCCAUGCAGCUGGGUUCACUGCAGCAACACUCUGACACCUGCAGGGGGGCUGGUUGAACACCUGACACCUGAGACUCACAAACAAGAAGCCAGCUCUCAUCCAGAAGAAACACAAGAAGGACACUUUGUAGACCGAUCAAUUCAUCCAGUGCAACAAAAGGAAGUUAAGGAGCUCAUAGAAAAUGUGGAUAUAGAUGCAGCUCCUGACAAACCAAAGGACAGUAGCAGCUCUGCUGCUGAUGGCAAGGAAAGUCCAACAGGAGGCCAGCUAAAGGAGUACACAAGCAGCUCCUCCUCACUGCUCACAUCCAGGGAUGGUACCAAGAAGAGCUCUGCCAGUACCAAAAGAGCUCUGUUUGCCCACAUGCACCUCAAUGCUUCAACAUCAACAUCUUCUCCACAAACUCUGUCACCAAUUCCACAUGGAGAGCUGUCUUCACCGCUCCACCCGUCAUCCAUGUUCUCUGGCCCUCCUGAACCUCCUCUUUCUAUCUCCUCUUCAUCUACUUCCACCUGUGCUGCUCCACAGACGGCAGCAUCUCCACUCAGAGUGCCAACCCCUGGUCAGAGCCUGGGCUCAGACUCCUCUGAGCCUACAUGUUCCUCAGCUGACAGUUCUGUUCAGAGCCAAGCCUGUCCUCUGAAGAACCAGCUGUCUGCAAAAAGUCUGUCUGUGAAGGACACUGGUCUGGUCUUCAACCAACAUCCCACCCAGCCUGGAGGGUCCAGCAGCCUCCUGAGCCACCUCCCUCUGCACUCACAGCAGCCCUGCAGAACCCCCACCCUCCUCAUCUCCAUCGGGGGGAUUCACAUGAUCCAGCCCAGGUCCACUCUCCCUCUGUACGACUUGGUGAGCCGCCGGACUGACCCCAGCCUCCCCCAUGGACAGAUCGCUGUGACGGUCCCUCAAAGAGCCGGAGCCGCCCAGCAGCCGGGCCGGUCCACAGAAUCCUGAAGCUUCUGGACAGGAAGGAGAAGGAAGUCUCCCCGUCUAACAGUCAUCCGGUCCUGGGACRGACCAGCACUUUUACAGAUACUCAAGGCCAAAUAAAACUCCGCCUCCUUCCUCUCAGACUCCCCUCUGAUUGGACGGAGAGUUUAAAGGGACAGUGCAACAAAACUGAGGCGCAGAGCGUUUAAAGUCCAACAGAAAUAAACAUGAGCACUUGAGCACCGCUUCUGAAUGAUGUAAUCUUAUGAAAAAAAAAAUAUAUAUAUAGGUACUAUGUUAGAUAUGCAGUACGUUUUGUAAGUCUUUUUUACCCCCUGGUUUGAUGUCAUUGGUGUUAAUUUAUUUACGUGCUAAUAUGCAAAAUCUGUACAAUAUUAUGCAACAGCAACAGGAUUGAAAAUAGUUUUAUUCACUUUUCAUAUUGAACAACUCUAAUGUACAGUUGUUGUGUUCAUGUACUGUAUCAGCAAAACAAAUGGAGAAAAAAAAAGUACCACAAAUAUUUAUUCCCUCAGAAGAACUCAGUAUUUUGAAGUGCAAUUUUCUGUCAGGACUGUAAAACGUCAUUUUUUUAAAGCUGUGAUUAUUGUUCUGAUUUGUAUGUUUUUCAGUUUUUGUGUUUAAAAAACGUUUCUGCUCAGCUGGUUUAGUUUUUUUAUUGUAAGAGAAGUUGUUUGAGGUUAAAAACGUGGAAAAGUUUCAUGUUUCUGGUAGUUUGGUAACAAAACACAUGUUUGUUUUCUUGUUUUUGUUUUUGACCCAAACAUUCAGCUGUUUUCAUGUUCAUCAUUAAACUUCUCAUUUUUACAGAUUUAUAUGAAAACUGCAGUAAGUCUCCAUUGUUUAAUGUCUAUGAAAUAAAGUUUCUGUCCAUUU